Molecule: messenger RNA, 675 nt
Organism: Acanthamoeba castellanii str. Neff
Lineage: Eukaryota; Discosea; Longamoebia; Acanthamoebidae
Product: FADdependent oxidoreductase
Exons: 6
Coding region: 1-675 (224 amino acids)
Source: RefSeq, a predicted model, not a curated record
AUGUCGUUCGUGGCGGUCGACGAGAGCGGAGGCUGGAUGCGCAAGUGGGACGACCUGAUGCACAACCUCGACGUGCACCACCUGCGCUCUCCUCUCAAUGCCCACCCAGAUCCAUUCGACGUGACUUCGUUGAAUGCGUUUGCCCACGAACAGGGCCGAAGCGCAGAGCUGCAGUGCUUGGGAAUCUCGCCACGGUCUUCGGGCAGAGAGGACAAAAAGAAGGUGAGGGAUCACGCAGCCUACAUCUUCACCAACAACGACCGCAUCAUGCUCAAGGUGCCUUCAGUGCCACUGUUCAAGUCCUUCUGUCAAUCGCUGAUCACGCGCUACGACCUCGAUUCGCACCUGGUCCAGGCCCGAGUGAUUCGAGUGGAGCCCUGCUUCGAUGCGCCGGAAUCCACCGAAACUCGACCAACGACCAAGCCUUCGUCGUUCAAGGUCCACUUGUCCACUGGCCAAGUGCUGCGGGGCAAGCGCGUGGUGUUGGCCACGGGCCAGACUCGGCCCCGCAUCCCCUCGUGGGUGCCGGAACAGCAGACCACCCAACGGAAGGGCAACACCAUCAUCCACUCGGACUGGAUGCGGGUCAACGACCCUGCCUUUCGGAGGAGCAUCAAGAACAAGGUGGGCCUGGCCUCUCGCCAGCCUCUGAUCCCAACUCAACCCCAACACUGA